Messenger RNA from Symbiodinium sp. CCMP2592, 1989 nucleotides. NCBI's taxonomy places the organism in Eukaryota, Dinophyceae, Suessiales, Symbiodiniaceae. The record is from the annotation of a GenBank genome assembly.
AUGACGUUCAAUCUCGAGGAUGUCCGUCAUAACGAAGCGAUUGAACCAGACAAUCGUCGGCUCCAGCGCCUCGCGGAGGUCAUCCAGCGGAUUCGACCCAAUGUGCUGCUGCUCAACGAGAUCGAAACGCUGCGGGGAGACGGCCAUUCCAGCGAGCAGAUGAGCACCGCGGAAUUGUUUCUCCGCAACUACCUCGCGGUCCCGCAAGCAUCGGAUCUGCAGCCCAUCGAUAUGGUCAGCUUCACGCCUGCCACCAACACCGGAGUCCACAGCGGGAUCGAUCUCGAUGGUUCGGGGACGGUUAAUCCGACCAUCCCACCCAAGACCGCGAGACAAACCCAACAGCAACGAGACUACGGCGGGGACUGCUUCGGAUUCGGAGGGUUCCCUGGACAGUACGGCAUGGCGCUGCUCGUCGAUCCGAGACUCACCAUCAACACCGAUGCCGCCAGGACAUUCCAGCAGUUCCUGUGGAAAGACCUCCAAGGCGCGAUCGCUCCAACCAAUCCGGAUGGGUCAAACUACUACAGCGAUCAAGCGUGGGAUAUCUUUCGGCUCUCGUCCAAGACCUUCGCGGAUGUCCCGAUCACGCUCCCCAAUGGAGCGGUGCUGCAUGCGUUGAUCUCCCACCCCACCCCGCCGGCGUUUGAUGGUCCCGAGAUGCGGAACAAGCAUCGGAAUCGCGACGAGAUCAAGCUGAUCCGUGCGUACAUCGACGACGAGGAAUCGCUCUACGACGAUGCUGGGGUUCGUGGCGGAUUGGCAAAUGACGCGCCCUUCGUGAUUCUGGGUGAUCUGAACGCGGAUCCGGUAGACGGGAGUUCUCUGGGGAAUCCGAUCGGUACAUAUCUGCUGAGCAGUCAGCAGGUCGCGCCGGAUGUUGAGCCCCGCUCGUGCGUCGGGGUUGAGCGGCUUGAUGAGAUGGAUACCUCGUCCUUCCGAUUGCGUGUGGAUUAUGUGCUGCCCUCGUCGGAUUGCGAGGUCCUCGAUGCUGGGGUGUGGAGGCACGGCGUGCUGGACGAUGAGGGCGAUGCCAUCAGCGAAAACAAGAGCACGGACACCAACGAAGCGAUGACUUCGAGUCUCUUGAGUGCGUGCGUGGAGCUCACUAAGCCUGGGAUCACGAAGCUGGUCACGAUCACGGCUCUGGUCGGAUUGCUGAUCGGUGGCCUCCACUAUCAGCUGACCGGAUUGAGCAACUGGAUCAUCAUGAUCAUCGGAUGCGUCAUCGGAACAGCCCUCGCGUCUGGAGGUGCCAAUGCGCUGAAUAUGUGGUACGAAUCGGACCUCGAUGCGCUUAUGGAUCGGACCAAGACGCGUCCCAUCCCAUCGACGCGGCUGAGUCCGGUGUUUGUGCUGUGGUUCGGAUUGCUGCUCACGAUCGUGGGAUCGGGAGUGCUGUGGUGGACGCUGGGAUUGAUGCCCGCGCUGAUUGCUGUCUUCACCACAAUCAGCUAUGUGGUGAUGUACACGCCCCUCAAGACCAAGACGAUCACCAAUACGCUUGUGGGUGCUGUUCCCGGCGCGCUUCCGACGAUGAUCGGGACGACCGCGGUAGCCCCUGGGAUCGGGUUUGAGCCGUUGACUGAUCCGAUCGGUUUGAUGCUGUUCGCGCUGAUGUUUGUGUGGCAACUCCCCCACUUCUUUGCGAUCGCGUGGAUGUGCCGCGUGGAUUAUGACAAGGGCGGGUUCCGGAUGCUGCCAAGUGUCGAUGAAUCGGGGAACCACACCGCCGCGGCGAUGAUCUUCUCGUCGCUGCUGCUGAUCCCGAUCUCACUGCUCCCGCUCAAAUACAUCCCUGAGCUGAGCGGCUGGGCGACAGGAGCCGCGGGUGUUCUGCUCGGAUUGAUGCUCGUAUGGCUGUCGAUCAGGUUCGCUCGUCUUCGGACGGAUCGCUCCGCUCGCGUGGUGUUCUUUGGUUCGAUUGUCCAUCUGCCUCUGUAUAUGGCGGUGUUUGUCAUCGAAGCGUUUGUCCGCGGGGUGCUGUGA